AUGAAUAUUAAUAUAUUAUUUUGUAUCAUAAAUAUUUUUCAUUUUAUAACUAAUAUUUAUGGUAGAAGUUCUGUAACCUCAAAAGAGUUAUCACAAUUAUUAUAUGAAUUUUCAACAUCUUCAGGUAAAGUUUCAAAACUUGUAGGUGAAAUAUCAAAAAAUACAAAUCAAACAGUUGUUGUUAAAAGAAGUUCAAAAAAAACAUAUUAUGGUCAUGGUACUGGAUAUAGAAAAUGUUUAAGAUUAAAUUAUUUAUAUACUAGAGAUAAAUAUCAUAUUCAUAAAAUUACACGUUUCCUAAUUCUUGGUGUAUCAAAAUGGAAUAAUUUUUCUGAAAGACUUGAAGCAAUUAAAUAUGCUCUUAAAAUUGAUAAUGUUAUACAAGAUGAGGAAAUUUCUGAUGAUGGUUUUACUUUUCAAAAUGUUCAUUAUGAAGUAAAAAAAAUUAUUCUUAAUUAUUUAUCAUUGUAUCCAUAUAAAAAAGAUUCUUUUUAUAGUAUUAAACUUGGUACAUGGGGAAGAGUUCAAGAUUUGGUUCAUUGUUAA
This is a messenger RNA of Strongyloides ratti, 546 nucleotides long. RefSeq lists its product as hypothetical. The coding region runs from base 1 to 546 and encodes 181 amino acids. The record is from RefSeq and is a predicted model, not a curated record. The transcript has 2 exons. Lineage: Eukaryota; Metazoa; Nematoda; Chromadorea; Rhabditida; Strongyloididae.